Molecule: messenger RNA, 2511 nt
Organism: Spea bombifrons (plains spadefoot toad)
Lineage: Eukaryota; Metazoa; Chordata; Amphibia; Anura; Pelobatidae
Gene: PANK4
Product: pantothenate kinase 4 (inactive)
Exons: 19
Coding region: 9-2318 (769 amino acids)
Biological process (GO): coenzyme A biosynthetic process
Cellular component (GO): nucleus; cytosol
Molecular function (GO): pantothenate kinase activity; ATP binding
Source: RefSeq, a predicted model, not a curated record
UAUCCAACAUGGCGACAAGCGGAGGGAGAGGUAGGAGCGGGGCCAGCAUGGACAAGAGCAUCACCCUUCCGCCUGACGAAAUAUUCCGCAACCUCGAGAACGCAAAGCGCUUUGCCAUUGAUAUAGGUGGAUCCCUAACCAAAUUGGCUUAUUAUUCCACUGUUCAACAUAAAGUAGCCAAAGUAAGGUCAUUUGACCACACAGGAAAGGAUACAGACCAUGAAAUGUUGUAUGAAAUAUCCGAACAAGAGGAGAUCACAGCCCGACUCCACUUCAUUAAAUUUGAAAACACAUACAUAGAGACCUGUCUGGACUUUAUCAAAGACCAUCUAGUGAAUACAGAGACCAAGGUUAUCAAAGCUACAGGUGGCGGAGCCUACAAAUUCAAAGACCUCAUUGAAAAGAAAUUAGGACUGAAAGUGGAUAAAGAAGACGAGAUGACAUGUCUCAUAAAGGGGUGUAAUUUUGUACUGAAGAACAUCCCCCAUGAAGCGUUUGUCUAUGUGAAGCAUGCCGAUCCUGAAUUUCGAUUCCAGACCACUCAUCCCAACAUUUUCCCAUAUUUACUAGUUAAUAUCGGCUCAGGAGUCUCAAUAGUUAAGGUAGAAACAGAAGACAAGUUUGAACGCAUCGGUGGAAGUUCUAUAGGAGGUGGAACGUUCUGGGGGCUCGGAGCGCUUCUCACAAAGACAAAGAGGUUUGAUGAGUUAUUACAGCUUGCUGCAAAGGGACAGCACACAAAUGUGGACAUGCUGGUGAAAGACAUAUACGGAGGGGCUUACCAAAUUCUGGGAUUAACCGGGAACCUAAUCGCAAGCAGCUUUGGCAAGUCUGCCACUACAGACAAAGAAUUCUCCAAAGAAGACAUGGCAAAGAGCUUAUUGCACAUGAUCAGCAAUGACAUUGGUCAGCUGGCCUGCCUCUAUGCCAAACAGCACAACCUCUACCAAGUAUACUUCGGGGGUUUCUUCAUCCGGGGUCACCCGGUUACAAUGCACACUAUUACCUACAGUAUAAACUUCUUCUCCAAGGGAGAAGUCCAAGCACUUUUUCUCAGGCAUGAAGGCUAUCUUGGUGCCAUUGGGGCAUUUUUGAAAGGAGCCGAAGAAGACAAUCCCAAUCUUUACAGCUGGGGAGAAAAUUACGCUGGCAGUUCAGGUCUUAUGAGCACCUCUCCAGACAUAUAUCCCAUGCAGCGCUCCCGAAGUGGAACAUUUGACAUGUUGGAGAUGGAUCGCUUGGAUCGGCAGCUGGUCAACCUUCCUCUGCUGUACGACCCAUCCUCGUAUGUCCCAGAUACAGUGGAUCUUACGGAAGAUGCCAUGGCUCGCGAGUACUGGCUUUCCUGUUUUGAAGAAGCUUUGGAAGGGGUGGUGAAACGAGCUGUUGCCAGCCAGCCAGAUGCAAAGGACGCCACAGAUCGAGCUCAGAAAUUUCAGCAGAAAUACUGGAAUAAGUUGCAAACAUUGAGGCACCAACCAUUUGCUUAUGGGUCCCUAACAGUCCGCAGUUUGUUGGAUACACGAGAACACUGCUUAAAUGAAUUCAAUUUUCCAGAUCCAUAUUCAAAGGUAAAGCAGAAAGAAAAUGACAUAGCCUUAAAGUGUUAUAAGAAAGUUAUCAAAUCUUUGGAUGCGUUGGACUGGGAGGAGAAACAGUUUGCUUUGGUGAAAGGACUGCUCGCAGGGAAUGUCUUUGACUGGGGGGCAAAAGCCGUCUCCGAGGUCCUGGAGUCCGAUGAAGAAUUUGGGUUUGAGGCAGCAAUGAAGAAGCUACAAGCACGCCCAUGGCUGGUUGACUGCUACAGUAAAUGGAUAGAACGACUGAAGGGUCCACCUCAUAAAUGUGCCUUAAUAUUUGUGGAUAACAGUGGCAUAGAUAUAAUUCUGGGUGUUUUCCCAUUUGUUCGAGAGCUCCUUGCCAGAGGUACAGAGGUUAUAUUGGCGUGUAAUUCCGGGCCAGCUCUGAAUGAUGUAACGUUCAACGAAUCCUUAAUUGUCACGGAACGUAUUGCAGCUAUGGAUUCAAUAAUACAGUCCGCUUUACAGGACGACAGAUUGAUACUGGUACAAACAGGUUCUAGUUCUCCUUGCUUAGAUCUUAGCCGCCUAGACAAGGGUCUCGCCAUGUUGGUCAAGGAGAGAAAUACGGAUCUUGUGAUCAUUGAAGGCAUGGGUCGAGCCAUCCACACAAAUUACUACGCAAUUCUUCAAUGCGAAAGUCUUAAACUGGCCGUUAUCAAGAACUCCUGGUUGGCAGAAAGAUUGGGUGGCAAAAUCUUUAGUGUGGUUUUCAAAUAUGAGACGCCACCCAAGUGAGGAAACCACCAACUCUUUAAAAGAAAAAAUACCCAUUCCUCAGCACUAGUUUUAUUCAACAAUUGUAAAGAAUGUAUUUUUAUUACAGGGUGGGGAGUUAAGUUGCUGUAUUUAUAUUGUGCUUUUUGUGCUGAGAUUAAAAAAAGGGCAAUAUGCGUCAGUAUAAAUAUAUAAAUAAAUUUAAAUUAUAUAU